Messenger RNA from Nilaparvata lugens (brown planthopper), 2518 nucleotides. RefSeq names its product myelin expression factor 2 (gene rump). Gene Ontology annotation, cellular component: nucleus; cytoplasm. NCBI's taxonomy places the organism in Eukaryota, Metazoa, Arthropoda, Insecta, Hemiptera, Delphacidae. The coding region runs from base 131 to 1888 and encodes 585 amino acids. The record is from RefSeq and is a predicted model, not a curated record. The transcript is spliced from 11 exons. Gene Ontology annotation, molecular function: mRNA binding.
GUUCAGCUUCAGCAUCAACAUCAGCCUUUUCUGACUUCUCUUUGCUCGCCAUUUUGACGCGUCGUUGCUGUUAUUUGUAUUGUUAGUGUUAAAUUCUGCUUCUCUAUAACAGAAAAAAUCUUCUUUCAACAUGAGUGAGCCCGAAAUUAAAAGAGACAGAGACGACGAGAAAAGCAGGGACAGGGCGAGGAGAGGAGACAGACAAAGCAGUGGCCGUGGAGGAAAUGCGGGUGGGGGUAGUGGAGGGGGUGGCCGAGAACGCAGUCGCGACAGGAAGUCGGGAGGCGGUGGAGAUAAACGCGUCUACAUAUCCAACAUUGCCUACGAGUAUACCUGGCAAGAGCUGAAGGAUCUCUUCAGACAAGAAGUUGGCGAUGUGUCGUUUGUCAAACUGUUUGUUGACGAGAAUGACAAGCCGCGUGGCUGUGGAAUCGUCGAGUUCGACACACCCGAACUGGCCAAGAAGGCUGUGCAGAGAAUGCACAGGUACACGCUCAAAGACCGCAAAUUGGUUGUCAGAGAGGACAAUGAUGUCGAGAGAGACAAGUGUGGUCGGCCGAUCACCGGCAAUAACCGAAACAACAGUAGCAGCAACAACAACGACCGAGGAGGCAGAAACGACCAGCGUUCCAACAACAGAAACGACGACCGAGCGCCUUGGUCGGGUGGCGGAGUUGGCGGUGGUCUAGGCGGCGCCCUUGCCAGCCUAGGCGCCAGCUCCAACAGCCUGGGCGGCGGCAACAAUUCGAUUGGUGGCGAGAAGUGGGGCAACAUGUAUGGCCUCAGCCCGCAAUUCCUCGAGUACCUCUGCAUCAACGGCCCACUCGUCAACGCUGUAUUUGUCGCUAAUUUGGACUUCAAAGUAGACCAAAAGAAGUUGAAGGAAGUUUUCAAGCUGGCAGGUCGCGUGGAGCGGUGCGAGCUGAGCGUGGACAAGGACGGCAAGAGCCGUGGCUUUGGGGUGGUGGAGUACUCGCACCCCGUGGAGGCGGUGCAGGCCAUCUCGAUGCUGCACAACCAGAUGCUGUUCGAUCGCCGCAUCACCGUCAGACUGGACCGUGCCGACAAGGACCCGCAGCAGAAGCUGCCUCAGGGCCUCAAGGGUCUCGGCAUGGGACUCGGCAGCAACGGCGCGCCCCUUAAGGAUGUUGCCAAUAACCUGCCUUCUCUUCAGACUUUUAACAACAACUUGAGCAGUAUGAUGCAGAACAUUGCUUCAGCAGGUGUGCCAUCACCAUUUGCUGCGUUAGUUACACCAAAAAGGUGUAUACCGUUGACCAUAGAUUCUACUGCCAGGCGACCACUUGGUGGAGUUGGCGGGGCAGCGGGCAUUGCCAGCCUGAUGGGCAGCGGGCCGGGCGGCGCGGGGGCGGGUGACUUGUCGGCAGCACUGGCAGGCGGCAACUCUGCGUUCGGCGGAGGCGGUGGCCUGGGAAACAGCUUCGGAGGUGGCAACCAACUCAGCUCGCAAAACAACUUCCUCAGAGAGUCCAGUCUUUCUCACAAUUUUGACGGACCAGGAAACAGCAUUGGUGGUCGCAUGAGUAGUGGCAAUGAUUUCGAUAAUAUGCAAGGGUUAUCUGGCGGCUUGAAUAGUCAGAACAGUGACUACACCCGCCGUUCUAAUUUGGGCAGCUUGAACCAAAACUCCGGCAAUUCAUCCAAUAAUAUGACCGAUGCUGUCCUUGUCAGAAAUUUGCCUCCAAACGUGACAUGGCAGCAACUGAAGGAUAAGUUCAGUGAUGCCGGCAACGUGACUUAUGCCGAGCUGAGAGGCAAGGACACCGGUCUCGUGCAGUUUGCUUCACAGUGGGAAGCCAAUCGAGCUAUCAACAACUUUGACCGAAUACGCUGGGAUGGACGCAGCCUUGAGGUGCGCUUCUACUGAAUAAUACAAAGGAUGUGAGUAGUCUAGCGCACUGAGUAUAACCAUUAUCAAUUUUGGUUGGUUGUCUUUGGUUGCUCAACAUGAAGUCGCACUUGAAAUGUUGCUGGAUCUCUGCUGAUGGCGUCUUUGUCUUUAUAUUAGUAUUCCAUGUUGAGGCUCUCGAAAGGUGGUUUAUGUGCGUGUCAAUGAACUUUAUAUUUUAUGAAAUGAGACGGCUCAGUCGAGCUGUAUUGCUUCUUCUUGACGAUUUCAUUAUUAUUAGAGUCAGAUUCAGUAAUUGAUAUGAAUACCAUCAUAACAUACAUAGGGAAGUGACUAGUUGUAAUCAUAGGAAUCGUAGGUUUUUGACUUUUCAGAAAUAAUUAGACAAUUCUUUGUAGUAGAUGCUUAGGUCACGUUAGUCUAUUAUUUAAUAACGAUAUUGAUGGUCUGCACAUUGAGCGGUCAAGUAAUGCAUGUAUCAUUGUACUAUUUAAAAAUUUUGAGUUGUAACAUUUAUCAUUAUUGUAUCUUAGACAGAUUUUUCCUCGUGUUUGCUGUCAAGGAGAAGUUUUUUAUAUUUUUAAUUAUUCAUUUAUAUCAAGUGAAGCAUAAAUUAUAAUUCCAUUAAAUUCAUGUUCUUGAGAUUGA